AUGAGAGAUCACAAUGCUGUAUUUAAAGCUGCCUUUGCGCAACAUGUAGAAAUGGUCAGCAGCUUUACAAGGGCUCAGUCGACUGCAUUCAGCCGGGCCCUUGAAUUUGCUAAACGUGAAGGUGUCGAUUACCUUGAAAUCGAAGGAAAUCAUCCGUUUGUGUUUCGGAUGAUGUGGGGCGACGUCACCAGAACUAGCUCUAUGAUCAGGGGCUUGUUAAUAAACGCAGAUGUGAUUUAA
Prunus armeniaca (apricot) is the source of this 240-nucleotide messenger RNA. The record is from the annotation of a GenBank genome assembly. NCBI's taxonomy places the organism in Eukaryota, Viridiplantae, Streptophyta, Magnoliopsida, Rosales, Rosaceae.